Messenger RNA from Camelina sativa (false flax), 619 nucleotides. Its product is annotated as pathogenesis-related protein PR-4. Gene Ontology annotation, biological process: defense response to bacterium; defense response to fungus. NCBI's taxonomy places the organism in Eukaryota, Viridiplantae, Streptophyta, Magnoliopsida, Brassicales, Brassicaceae. The record is from RefSeq and is a predicted model, not a curated record. Gene Ontology annotation, molecular function: RNA nuclease activity.
ACUGAGAAAAAGAAUGUCAAGAAUUAGCAUAUGUGUGUUUGUGUUGCUAUGUGCCUUUGGGGCCAAAGCAGCCGCUCAAUCCGCUCCUAGCGUAAGAGCAACUUACCAUUUCUACAAUCCUGCACAAAACAACUGGGAUCUUUACCGAGUAAGUGCGUAUUGCUCAACGUGGGAUGGGAACCAACCGCUUGAGUGGCGUCAGAGGUACGGCUGGACUGCUUUCUGUGGUCCAGUUGGACCGACCGGUCGUGACUCUUGCGGUAAAUGCUUAAGAGUAACGAAUACUGCGACAAGAGCGCAAGCAACGGUGAGAAUCGUUGAUCAGUGUAGUAACGGCGGUUUGGACUUAGACGACGGCGUUUUCAAGCAGCUUGAUACUGAUGGUCAGGGAUACGCUCGUGGGCACUUGAUUGUCAGUUACGAGUUUGUCAACUGCUGAAGAUCUUCAUCUAUUGAUCUUCUGUUCAUAUAUAUAGCACAUAUAUAUCUCCUUAUUAUAUAUAUGCUAAUAAGAUGAAAAUAAAUGCUACCAUGUCUUAUCUUUCAUAACAAAAAGAAAAUAAUGUAUGUGAAAAUUAUAGUUGUUAAGGAAUAAAGUGAUAAUUGGGUUUUAAUAUAA